AUGUGCAAGAAGGUAGGGCAUUUUUCUAGGGACUGCCCUCAGCUCAAGGAGCCAACCAAAGGAAGGGUAUUUGCCAUGACUCAGGAGCAGGUGGUUCUGGACGCGGCUAUUAUCACAAGUAUGAUUCUUGUUGCCAGUAUACCGGCUCAUGCAUUGAUAGACUCUGGUGCCACUCAUUCAUUUAUAUCUGCGACAUACAUCGCAAAAUUGGGCAUUACCCCUGAACAAAUGAAUAAGGGAUAUAGUGUUUCUUUGCCUUCGGGAGAAGAAUUACAUAGUAACAGGGUGGUAAGAAAUUGUCAGAUGAUGAUGCAGAACCGUAUUGUGAGUGCAGAACUUAUUGUGCUAGAUAUGGUGGAAUUUGAUGUAAUCCUCGGAAUGGAUUGGCUGGCUCAGCACGAGGCAGUCAUCGACUGCAAGCAACAGACUGUUAACUUGAAGCCACCUAUCGAGGAAUCCUUCAUUUUCCAAGCAGCUCCAAAAUCAACCUUUCCUCACAUGAUUUCAAUGUGUAAAGCUUGA
Molecule: messenger RNA, 522 nt
Organism: Zingiber officinale
Lineage: Eukaryota; Viridiplantae; Streptophyta; Magnoliopsida; Zingiberales; Zingiberaceae
Exons: 1
Coding region: 1-522 (173 amino acids)
Biological process (GO): proteolysis
Molecular function (GO): zinc ion binding; nucleic acid binding; aspartic-type endopeptidase activity
Source: RefSeq, a predicted model, not a curated record